This is a messenger RNA of Pseudoliparis swirei, 5080 nucleotides long. Its product is annotated as sodium-driven chloride bicarbonate exchanger-like. Gene Ontology annotation, biological process: regulation of intracellular pH; transmembrane transport; monoatomic anion transport. NCBI's taxonomy places the organism in Eukaryota, Metazoa, Chordata, Actinopteri, Perciformes, Liparidae. Gene Ontology annotation, molecular function: monoatomic anion transmembrane transporter activity; solute:inorganic anion antiporter activity; sodium:bicarbonate symporter activity. The record is from RefSeq and is a predicted model, not a curated record. Gene Ontology annotation, cellular component: plasma membrane; basolateral plasma membrane; apical plasma membrane.
GCGAUAUCCUUGCUGCCUUUGCUUUGCCGAUGUUUUAGUCUAAAUGGAUGAACAGAGCGAAGGGGAGCAUGUGCUUACGGGUCUAGAUGAGGAGGCGAUAGUUGACCAUGGGAAGAGCAGCUUCACCACUCACACAAACUAUGAAAGGGAAGAUUUGGAAAGCCACAGAGCAGUGUACGUAGGCGUCCAUGUUCCUCUUGGAAGGGAUAGCAAACGGAGGCAUCGCCACCGAGGACAUAAACAUCACCGAAAGAAGAAGGAGAGAGACUUUGAGGAGGGGAAGGAAGAUGGCAGGGAAUCCCCCACAUAUGACACACCAUCCCAGCGGGUCCAUUUCAUCCUGGGUACAGAGGACGAUGACCUGGAGCACGUCCCCCACGACCUCUUCACUGAGCUGGACGAGCUCUCCUUCAGACACGGCGGGGCCACUGAAUGGAAGGAGACUGCCAGGUGGUUGAAGUUUGAAGAGGACGUGGAAGACGGCGGGGAGAGGUGGAGUAAGCCCUACGUGGCUACGUUGUCACUACACAGCUUAUUUGAACUGCGUAGCUGCAUACUCAACGGCACAGUCAUGCUGGAUAUGAGGGUCAACAGUAUCGAGGAAAUUGCGGACAUGCUAAUAGACAACAUGGUGGCGUCAGGCCAGCUGAAGGAGGAUUUGCGCAACAACGUUCGAGAAGCCAUGCUGAAGAAACACCACCACCAGAACGAGAGAAAGCUCAGCAAUCGCAUCCCUCUAGUGCGCUCCUUUGCCGACAUAGGGAAGAAACAUUCUGACCCGCUCUUGCUUGAAAGAAACGGAGAGGGCCUGUCCUCUUCCCGUCUCUCUCUCCACAAGCCGGGGGCAGUCUCCUCUGUAACCAACCUCUCCCAGAGAAGGGAGUCCAGGGUCUCCAUCCUGCUCCACCAUCUCCUGCCCUCUUCCUCCUCCUCCAACACUGGGCACGUCCCAGGCCCUGCGCUCCUCACCACCCCUCAAAAUACCCCAUCUGCCUUCCGCCGCUCCUCCCAGACCCACGGCGCGGGCCUCGGCCCUCAAGGCAUCCCUGAAGUGGUGGUUUCCCCUCCCGAAGAUGACGACCCACAAAACUCUGCAGAAGAGGCAUCGUCACCGGAGCUCAACCGGCGACCAUCCUCGGCAUCGCAGGGCUUCGAGCUGCUGCCCUUAGAAGGACCACUGCUGUCUCCGAACUCUGUCCCUAACAAACUGGAUGGCAACAAGUCAGUGGAGAGGAGACCUUCCAAAGUAGGGGUCAGUAGAGAAAGCAGCAGUGUCGACUUCAGCAAGGUGGACAUGAAUUUCAUGAAAAAGAUCCCCCCGGGUGCUGAAGCUUCCAACGUACUAGUGGGAGAAGUGGACUUCCUGGAGAAGCCCAUAAUUGCUUUUGUACGACUGUCCCCUGCGGUCCUCAUCACUGGCCUCACAGAGGUGCCAGUGCCCACAAGGUUUCUUUUCUUGCUUUUGGGUCCUCAUGGCAAAGGGCCCAAGUACCAUGAGAUUGGCAGAUCCAUGGCCACACUAAUGACGGACGAGAUUUUCCACGAUGUGGCAUACAAGGCCAAAGACCGAAUGGAUCUCCUUUCUGGGAUCGAUGAGUUCCUUGAUCAGGUGACUGUACUGCCUCCUGGAGAAUGGGACCCCACAAUCAGGAUUGAGCCCCCCAAGAAUGUCCCGUCUCAGAUGAAGAGGAAGAGACCAGACCAAUUAAACGGCUCUGCGUCUCGAGCUGGAGAGCAGGAAAAGGAGGAAGACCACCUGGGACCUGAGUUGCAGAGGACCGGAAGGAUAUUUGGCGGUUUGAUCCUGGACAUCAAGCGGAAGUUACCGUUCUACUGGAGCGACAUCAGAGACUCCUUCAGUCUGCAGUGUCUCGCCUCCGUCCUGUUCCUCUACUGCGCCUGCAUGUCCCCGGUCAUCACAUUUGGAGGUCUGCUCGGGGAGGCAACAAAAGGCAACAUCAGUGCCAUAGAGUCUCUGUUUGGGGCCUCACUGACGGGAGUGGUGUACUCCCUCUUCGCGGGCCAGCCCCUCACUAUUCUUGGCAGCACGGGCCCCGUUUUAGUUUUUGAGAAGAUCCUCUUCAAGUUCUGCACGGACUUCGGCCUGUCCUAUCUGUCGCUGCGGACCAGCAUUGGUCUGUGGACAGCCUUCAUGUGUCUGGUCCUGGUGGCCACAGACGCUAGCUCCCUGGUCUGCUACAUCACGCGCUUCACAGAGGAGGCCUUCGCCGCACUAAUCUGCAUCAUCUUCAUCUACGAGGCUCUCGAGAUGCUCUUUCACCUGGGGGAACACUACCCGGUCAACAUGCACAACAACUUGGACAACCUGACCCUGUAUUCGUGUCAGUGCUCUCUACCGGUCAAUGCCUCGGAGGAGCUCAUGCAGAAGUGGAACAUCACGCAGAAGUGGAACAUCACAGGAAACGGCUCAGACUCCAUCCCAUGGAGCAGCCUCAAUGUUUCGAUGUGUAAUACACUUCAUGGGGAGUUUGUGGGUCCAGCCUGCGGUCUUCAUGGGCCCUACAUCCCAGAUGUUCUCUUCUGGUCCCUCAUCCUCUUCUUCACCACCUUCUUCCUGUCUUCCUUCCUUAAGCAGUUCAAGACGGAGAGAUAUUUUCCCACCAGGGUGCGAUCCACUAUCAGUGACUUUGCUGUAUUUAUAACCAUCAUGGUCAUGGUGUUGGUGGACUAUCUGAUGGGGAUCCCUUCUCCUAAACUGAAUGUCCCUGACCGCUUUGAGCCAACUUCAAAGAACAGAGGCUGGCUGAUGGACCCGUUGGGGGAAAAUCCCUGGUGGACGCUGCUGGUGGCGGCACUUCCUGCCUUGCUCUGCACCAUCCUCAUCUUCAUGGACCAGCAGAUCACUGCAGUCAUCAUCAACCGCAAGGAGCACAAGCUCAAGAAAGGCUGUGGCUAUCACCUGGAUUUGAUGAUAGUGGCAAUAAUGAUGGGCGUGUGCUCCAUUAUGGGCCUGCCGUGGUUCGUGGCCGCAACCGUCCUCUCCAUCUCCCACGUGAACAGCCUGAAGGUGGAGUCUGGCUGCUCCGCCCCAGGAGAGCAGCCCAAGUUUCUGGGCAUCCGGGAGCAGCGCGUCACUGGAUUCAUGAUCUUUGCCCUCAUGGGCUGCUCCGUUUUCAUGACGUCGGUGCUCAAGUUUAUUCCUAUGCCAGUCCUGUAUGGAGUCUUUCUCUACAUGGGCGUCUCUUCCCUCAAAGGCAUUCAAUUCUUUGACAGAAUCAAGCUGUUCGGCAUGCCUUCCAAGCACCAGCCCGACCUGAUCUACCUGCGCUACGUGCCGCUGUGGAAGGUCCACGUGUUCACGCUGGUGCAGCUCACCUGUUUGGUGCUGCUCUGGGUCAUCAAGGCCUCCAGAGCCGCUGUCGUGUUUCCCAUGAUGGUUCUGGCGCUGGUCUUUAUCCGAAAGCUUCUAGACUUUUUCUUCACAAAGAGGGAGCUGAGCUGGCUGGAUGACUUGAUUCCAGAAAGCAAGAAAAAGAAAGAGGACGACAAGAAAAAGAAAGCACGAGAAAAGCUGGCGUCCGCUGCUGUUUUCACUGAAGAACAAGAGCCCAGGCCGUACAAAGAGGAGUCCAGGGAGCUGAAGGCCGACUCUGAAGGCUCGAACCUUCUCAGCAUCCCGGUGAAAGCGCUCUCGGAGAGUUCUGAUUCUGACCCCUUGGUUGUAAAUAUUUCUGAUGAAAUGGUCAAAACGUCUGCGUAAAGCAGUGAGUCAUGUAUCCAACCUGUGAAGCAUAGCAGAAGCCAGGAGAAGAUGGCCUGCGUUAGAGUCGACGUCAGCCCUGACUCACCAGGAAAGGGCUCCACGAGCGAGACCUUCCUGUGAUGAACGGAGGCCCCUCCUCCCGCCUCCACACCUCCCCACCCCACCCGACACCCCGGCGAGCACCACCUCAGUGGCAAAGGGGGCAGCGCCCCCAGGCUGUGAGUCCCACUCCACUCCGAGUCUCGUCAGCGAGCGGCGCCGACGCACCGCAGAGCGCACAUCUGGAGGAAUCCUGCGGUUACUGCCCCCCCGACGCUCACUGUUUAGGAAGUUUCUCAAACUAUCAAUUUGUCACACUUUAAAACCACAGAUGCCAAAGGCAGCCCUCACUGGUGAGGGCGUUAGACUGGUGGGAAUUACUUUUGACUUUCAUCCCAGUGUACAUUCUAAUUUCUGUUUACGCUUAUUGUUUUAGCUGAGUACCACGCUGUACAUUUGGGGGUUCUUUGCAGCUCAUACACCACGAGUUGCCCUGUUCACAUGUAUUUUAGGCUGGAUUAAGACCCGUCGACUAACUACACCAGCUUCAGAACUCGUUUGAUAAGAAACUUUCAGGUACGGUCAUUGCCAGCUGAUUCUUUCCACAGAUUGUAUGGCGCAGUAAAUGAAACCAAAACGGAGGUACAUCAGAUAGAUACUACUCCUGCAGCACACACACACACACACACACACACACACACACACCUUUGGAGCAUUGAGUCAUCUCUUCUGUCUGCAGGGGAACCCUCAGUGUUGACGUCGGUCGGUUGUUUUCACUGUAAACCUCACUGUUCAUAUUGUUUGUUAUAUUAUAGACAUAUUACGUAUGUAUUCUGUGUUCUUUUCAUUUGUAACAUGAUAGGAAACCGACUUCAGAGGCCAUAUGAAGUCUGUACUGUACAGUAAGCACUUUGCCGGGAUAGUUUCUUACCAAAAAAUGGAUUACAGUGCGUUAAUAUCUGCGUUAAUUAUCUUUAGAGCUGUUGUUCAAAUGUCGGUUAAACAACUCAGGAAUCUUGAAUGAUUUCUGACUGGUCACAUGACGCAUCAUUUCUUUUGUCACACGGCAGCGAGAAUUAUGUGUCCACCAUAUUCCUUUCGUCGCUGGUAUCGCAACUAUUUUAACAAAUGCUGUAAAUCAUAAGACAUACCGAGUUGUUAAAUUAAGAAAUGAACCAGUUAGAUGGACCGGUUUUUAUACUGUCUGUAUUCCUGUGAUAGUUUGUACGUGUGCGUAGCGUGAACAUAACUUGGUUUGUUUAGCGUCGCAGAUCAUUUUAUGCAAAAAUAUUUCUUCAGUAAAUGUAUAAAAAAAUA